Molecule: messenger RNA, 1743 nt
Organism: Zophobas morio
Lineage: Eukaryota; Metazoa; Arthropoda; Insecta; Coleoptera; Tenebrionidae
Product: UDP-glycosyltransferase UGT5-like
Exons: 4
Coding region: 134-1675 (513 amino acids)
Molecular function (GO): UDP-glycosyltransferase activity
Source: RefSeq, a predicted model, not a curated record
UUUUGGUUGCUUAUACCACCACAAGUUUUUGGACCCUCCAACGAAUUUACAUAGAUUAAAGUAGUACUACACACGCGGUUUACCGUGACCUACACAUCCCGGGCGCGUGCUUGUCCGCAUACAUUAAUUCAGAAUGAAAAUUGUAGUACCGCUUCUAUGGACACUUAUUCUAGUGCAAGGAACGCAAUGUGCGAAAAUUCUCGGGGUUUUUCCAGUACAUACAAAAAGCCACUAUUUUCUGGGUAGUAGCCUUAUGCGAGGACUCGCCGAAAAAGGGCACGACGUGACUGUGCUAAACACCUUCGGGGAAAAAAAUCCACCGAAGAAUGGGUCCUACAGAGACAUCAUUCUUACGUCGGAAAUGACUCAGUCGGAUGGCGUAGAUUACGACCUAUUCCAAAUCGUCAAGCAAAACUUCAUCGUACAUAGCUUGUACUUGAACUGGAUGGGCAACUCUGUCACUGAAACCACCCUAAGCCACCCCAAAGUCCAGAAACUCGUUAAUUCGGGGGAAAAAUUUGACGUCGUCAUCAUAGAACAAUUCAUCAAUGAUGGUUUAAAAGUUCUAGCGCACCAGUUCCAGGCACCGUUGGUACUAUUUUCAACUUUCGGCUCCAACGCCUGGAUUAACUCCUUGGUGGGAAACCCGGCGCCACCGUCAUACGUUCCAGAGCAACACAUCGUAUUCGACUCCUCCAAUUUCUUGGAUCGACUCAGAAAUUCCAUCAUCCACACUUUCGGUUAUAUAAACCGGUACUUCUUGUUCUUCCCGGCGCAGAACAAAAUCGUGAAGAAGUACUUCCCGGACGCGCCUGACUUGGACGUACUCUUGUACAACGCGUCUUUGGUACUCUUGAAUUCCCAUUUAAGUACGAACAUGGCAGUACCUAGAGUACCGAACAUGGUCGACAUAGGCGGCUUUCACUUAAAACCGCCGAAAACACUACCGCAAGAGUUGCAGAAGUAUCUGGAUGAAGCCAAACACGGGGUUAUUUAUUUCAGUAUGGGGUCAGGUCUGCAAAGUACUAAUCUUCCAGUUGAGAAACGAAACGCUCUUGUGCGAGUUUUUUCCAAACUGAAGCAAAAUGUUUUGUGGAAAUGGGAAAGCGAUGUUUUGCCGGGGCAGCCGAAGAAUGUCGAAGUACGGAAGUGGCUGCCGCAGCAAGACAUUUUAGCACAUCCCAAUAUUAAGGCGUUUAUUACCCAUGGGGGUCUUUUGAGUCUGAUCGAAAGUGUGUACCAUGCCGUUCCAAUCCUGGCUAUUCCAGUAUUCGGGGACCAAAUCUGGAAUGCUAAGGAGGCUGCAGCCAAUGGUUUAGGACGGUGCAUUCCCUAUAGCCAACUCGACGAAAGUAAAUUCGGGGAAGCACUUAACGACGUGUUAAAUAAUCAAAGAUAUCGUGAUAAUAUGAAGAGGAGAUCAAAGGUUAUGCACGAUCGUAGACAUACACCUUUAGAUGAUGCUGAUUAUUGGAUACGAUAUGUCAUUCGCCACCAGGGGGCUCCUCAUCUGAGGGUAGCCGGAUUAGACUUACCUUGGUAUCAAAAUCUAGCUUUAGACGUGGUACUCUUUAUCGUGGCUGUGAUUUUGUUAGUAUUUUACUCGUUUUAUGUUUUGAUAAAAAUUGUAAAAAAAAUAGGAAACGCGCGAAGUAAUAAAGUUAAGAAAAAAUAAUUACGUAACAUGAUAAUAUCUGAUAUGAUAUGUGUGACUUAUAGCAUUGUUUAAGUAUAUUAUAGUUG